Molecule: messenger RNA, 1001 nt
Organism: Gossypium raimondii (Peruvian cotton)
Lineage: Eukaryota; Viridiplantae; Streptophyta; Magnoliopsida; Malvales; Malvaceae
Exons: 4
Coding region: 215-709 (164 amino acids)
Biological process (GO): mitotic sister chromatid cohesion
Cellular component (GO): cytoplasm; NatA complex
Molecular function (GO): N-acetyltransferase activity
Source: RefSeq, a predicted model, not a curated record
UCCAUUAAAUGUGGGAAACGAGAAACCCCAAGUUCCAAGAGUAGCGAAUCCCUCCACCGUCGCUGUAAAUUGAAAAGCCAACCUCUACCCUUCCUCUUUUGUUACGUACAAGAAAUCUAAGUCUUUCUGUACAAUCCCUCAUCACACCAUUUUUACAUCCCCUCUGCAAGUCUUUUGUUUUCUUAGACCAAAUAGAUCGCAAAGGAGUUAAGAAAUGGGGGCUGGGCGAGAAGUAGCAAUAUCACUUGAUGGAGUGAGGGACAAGAACGUGAUGCAGCUGAAGAAGCUCAACACAGCUCUCUUCCCUGUUCGUUACAACGAUAAGUACUACGCCGAUGCUCUCGCUUCUGGCGAAUUCACCAAGCUUGCAUAUUACAGUGACAUCUGUGUCGGAUCAAUUGCUUGCCGGCUGGAAAAGAAGGAAGGUGGGGCCAUCCGUGUGUACAUCAUGACAUUGGGUGUUUUAGCACCAUAUCGUGGGCUAGGAAUUGGUACAAGGCUAUUGAACCAUGUUCUUGAUCUCUGUUCGAAGCAAAAGAUACCGGAAAUCUACUUGCAUGUUCAGACAAACAAUGAAGAUGCCAUCAACUUCUAUAAGAAAUUUGGAUUUGAAAUCACGGAGACAAUCAAGAACUAUUACACAAACAUUGACCCUCCCGACUGCUUUGUUCUCACCAAGUUCACCGCUCCAUCACAAGCGAAGAAAUAACAAUUAAAAGCUGGUUCAAAUUUACAAAGUUUUGUCGAGGCUGGUCAUGACAGGAAGUGGCAUUAUCUACAUGAAUGUGUGAGAUACACGUAAUUCAGAGACAACCCGCGUCGACUGUUGUCAGUAAGCCAAACCACCGGCAAAUGCAUCUCCGUCAUGAUGUAAACUCUCUGUCAACCAAUACCCAUCCCAUGAACCACCAAUCCUCUGCCAAAAACAAGCUACUAACAGGUAUUAGGAACUAAGUGUUCAAUUCCAAAUUUCUAAUCAAAAGCUACAUUUUGUUAGUUCA